AUGGGAUUCUUAGAACAGGCUGACCACCCCAUCGCGUUGGUAUACAACGAGCUGCACCCGCAGUGGAUCAAGAGCGUCGAAUCCUUCCUUCGCCGGCACGGCCUCAGGUCCCUCGCCCUCACCUUCACGGGCAAGGACCAGCUCAGAUACCUUGACUCGCCACUCAAGGAGCACCUCAGGUACCUUGAUCCGCCACUCUGCCGGCCCUUUACCUCCCUCACCUCCCUCAGUCUCAAGCUGCGCGGCACUGUCGCCGACAAAUCCGACAACUAUGACUACCGUUACAAAAAACAUAAGGAAAUUGAGUGGGAAGAGGAGCGGGAGAAGGAAUCCUGGACCAUCACCUUGGACUGCCCGGCUCUGCAGCGGCUGAAGCUAGGCCGGGGCAAGUGGGGACUCGAGGAAGGCUGGGCUGAGCAGUUCAAGUCGCUGCGCAGUCUGACUCUCAAGCACAUGGAUUGGAGCUACGUGGAUCUUGAUUAUCUCGCCACGCUCACGCCGCAACUCUCGGAGUUCGUUCUCUAUCAUAGCUGGGAUUUUAACCGCCCAUCAUCAGGCCCCGGUGGCGACGAAACAUUCACUUUCGACUUAUCAAAAGCCCAAACCGUCCGCUUUUACUUCCCCCACAGCACCCUCACUCUCUCCCUCGCACGCUCUUCUUCGCUCACAACCUUCACGGCGAUGGGGAAACAACUCUUGCUCUCGUGCAAGAGCACAGAACCCCUCACUCUCCAGCACCUCUUGCUGUACGGCCAGCAGCGGCUUGUCAUCUCCUCCCUCCGCCUCGCUUCCGUACGAGUUGCCUACCUCAACGGCCCUCCCAAAGACGUGCACCCACGCGAUGACAAAUUCUCUUCCUACCUGGACUUUCCUGAAUUGUCCCUUCAGUUUUUACCUGAACUUUCGCCUGACAGGGAGAGCGUGCACAACUCUACUGCAUUUUCCUGGGCUGAAUGGCUGCGCAGUAUAGCGCCAACAGUGGAGGUGCUUAUAAUGAGGCAUGGGGUGCCUGUAGAGGGGGUUGAUGCGGAGUGGAGCAACCUGCGCAGCCUUGGGAUUGUCGUGGAGAGAGAGGAGCUGUUUGAGGUGGAUUUGAAGGUUGAGAAGCCAAUCUUCUUCCCCACCAGCACAUGCGAGGAGCGAACCCUUUCUUCCCUCCGCGAAUUUUGUCCCUCUCUCGCCCCGUACUGCAUCUCACAUCGCUCGUUCUACUGGGAGAAGCAGGGGAGGGAGUUGCCUGAGACCCCUGUGGUGCAUGUGAGGGACGCGAAAAGUGGGGUGCCAUGCGCUUGCUUUGCAGAGAAGCGGCCGAAGAACGUGAGGGAGAAGAUGCACUGUGUGAAUGGAGAGCUGGUGGAUGGUGGCAGCAGCGGUGGUAGCAGGGCGUUUUACGCGCCGGUGGUGACGCCGUUUGAGGCGCUGAUGGCGCUGGAAGAAGGGGAGUGGACGGGGGAGUAUCGGAUGCUGCUGGAUGGUGCUGGGGUGGGGGGGAAGGAAGAGGAGGCGCGGUCAGGAUCUGAGUUCCUGGCGCUUCGGUGUGACUAUAAGGGGCUGGAGGUGCUGUGGUUCAUGGAACCUGGUGGGGCGCCUAGUGGGAUGGCUGGAAAAGUGCAAUCAGGGAGUGGAGUACCGAGUAGUCAGGGAAGCAGAAACGCGGAUGGGAGAGGGGGAGGGGAUGAGGGAGGAAGAGGGGAUGGGGGAGGGGUGGGUGCUUUCAUGCUGAAAGUGGCUCUGGCGAUUGAUGCGGUGAGAGUGGUGGAGGGGAAGGAGGGCCGUGCUGCAGGGUAUGAGGAUGAGCUGCUGCAGGGUUAG
This is a messenger RNA of Closterium sp. NIES-65, 1812 nucleotides long. The record is from the annotation of a GenBank genome assembly. Lineage: Eukaryota; Viridiplantae; Streptophyta; Zygnematophyceae; Desmidiales; Closteriaceae.